Messenger RNA from Centruroides sculpturatus (bark scorpion), 1090 nucleotides. RefSeq lists its product as uncharacterized. The transcript is spliced from 3 exons. The coding region runs from base 217 to 627 and encodes 136 amino acids. The record is from RefSeq and is a predicted model, not a curated record. NCBI's taxonomy places the organism in Eukaryota, Metazoa, Arthropoda, Arachnida, Scorpiones, Buthidae. Gene Ontology annotation, molecular function: protein binding.
UGAAAAUUUAUUAAUAAAUGACUUCAAAAACAUUUCCGAAACGAACGACAGGAAACGAUAUCCAAAAUUAGAUUUUUUUUUUUUUUUUGUGUGUGUGUGUGUCGUUUAAGUGACUUGGCGUUAUAUUUAAAACGACCGGAGACAUCAAAAUCGGGUCACGUGUUCGCGUUUACUCUAAGCAUCGGCAGUAGGCGAUAAAGCUCGUCGAGGAAGAAGAUGGACGAAUCGUCGCGUAAUACUUCCGAUUUCGGCCACGAUUUUCUAAAUAAAUGUGAGGGAGAAACGAAUGAAAACGAUAACGAACAAUUAAAUGACGACCGUAAAAGGGAAGAAACUCAAAUUAAUCCUGACAACAAAAAUAAUGACACGAAAGCUGUUUCUUCACAUAAAGUAAAUAAUCAUAGAGGAGUUACAGAUAUUUCUCUUCUCCACGAAUUGAGAUUAUCAGUUAUUCAAGGAAAUUUUGAAGCUGUAAAAUCACUUAUUGAAAAUAAAGGUGUAUUUGUUGAUAGCAUUCUUCACGCAGGCUGGAAUGCAUUAAUGUAUGCUUGUAGUUUUGCUCAUCAUGAAAUUGUAGAUUAUCUUCUCAAGCAAAAUGCCGAUCCUAACUUUCAUAAGGGUAAAUAAUAAAUUGAUGACAGUAUUUUAAAACCUGUUUAAUUUUAAUAAUAAUAAAAUAUAUUCUAUUUAUUGGGCUUAUUUUCAAUAAUUGCAUUCAACUUUUUCUCCUUGUGAAUGUGUAUUUUUAAUACAUUCAAAUUAUUUUAAUCAAGUGUAUAAUUAUGUGCUGCUUAACAACAGGAAUAUUUUCUGAGAAAUAUUUUAUUAAGUGUUGUGAAGCAAACAUAAUAGCAAACUUAGACAAAUCUAUAUGGUAUAGUCUACUUAUAUAACACAGUUGUAACACAACGAUAAGUAUUUGUACCUUUCUAUGUUUAGAUACCAUAAAAGUAGCUAAGGAUUUCAGCUUCAUUAUAAUCUUAUAGGACUUCUGUCAUUAAGUGGCACAUACCUGUACAUUUUAACCCUUUAUCUGUGUUUGUUCCUACAUUUUAAAGAUUUUGAUUUCCUAAAUUAUUUACUCUAAAAU